GCUGGCAGUCGUAGCACUCAGUACGCUUUGCACUGCACAAGAGUGUGGUAGAUCAUGCACUACAAGGGUGGGACCACUAUCUGCAGUGCAUCCUGAUGCAAAGUCCGAAGUAGAGUGCCAAGAACAUGAAAUCAUGACUGGCUGCAGUAGUUACUCCCCUGGCAGUAAUGAUCGAAAUGGUGACUUCUUUGACGCAGCUCUCCGUGGUAGAAAAGUCUGUACGGCCUAUAAUGGUGCAGCUAAUUCAGGUGUGUAUGCCUAUGCUCGAUGUUGCAGCUGGCCCGGUAUGUCAUGCUCAUAUUCCUACGGCAACAGGUCCUCAUCUGCUGAUGAUGCCGGAAGUAUGGCAUUUUGCCCAAGCCAGAUUGAUUGUCUAGAUGCCUUCGUAACAGGUUGCUCGGUUAAAUCACUAACGGCGGGUCUAACAGGGACGAAGCCUUUUAUGCCUAAUUAUUGCCAAGGUUAUAACGAAAUGGUGGAGAAAGGUCUUUGGGUACAUGCUGCUUGUUGUUCUGCUCCUAAUUUCAAUUGUAAAACCAAAUCCAUUCUAUCCGGCACCGGCGCGGGUGAUAAAGCUAUUAUCGGGUGUGAUGCUGGUUGGAUACUCACCGGAUGCUCGGUUCGAAGCCCGAACCAUUAUUCAUAUGGAGCCUACAUUGACGAUAAUGACAAUUGUGUGGCUGUUAAUGGUCAAGAUGGCAGAAAAAUAUGGGCUUUAGCUGUAUGCUGUAAAGAUGAAUACUAGAAUGUCUAAGAGAAAUUAUCAUGUAUCUACGGUGUGUUGGUAUAUAAAAAUAUAACAAUAACAGGAAGCAUUAAGUAAUAAAGAUAAUUUAUUGAUGGCA
Messenger RNA from Saccoglossus kowalevskii, 845 nucleotides. RefSeq names its product proprotein convertase subtilisin/kexin type 9-like. Lineage: Eukaryota; Metazoa; Hemichordata; Enteropneusta; Harrimaniidae. The record is from RefSeq and is a predicted model, not a curated record.